Durusdinium trenchii is the source of this 1491-nucleotide messenger RNA. Lineage: Eukaryota; Dinophyceae; Suessiales; Symbiodiniaceae. The record is from the annotation of a GenBank genome assembly.
AUGGCUUCUCGAGCAAAGAUGCAGACCACACCAAUGGAUUCCUUCAUGAUGAGGAGGCCACGUCCGGAAUUUGUCCUGCGAGCAGCCUUGGCCUACGCAUGCACGCAGGUGGGCUCUGGACUCUUGGCCCUGGGCCCGGCCAUUGCCCACAGCGGCUGGGUGGGCGUGCCCGUUUUGGUGAUGUGUGGUCUUUGCUCAGCUUAUACCUCCUACCUGCUUGGUUGGACGAUCUUCCGGCUGCAGGUGCAUCCGUCUUCGGAGUCUGAGUCGGGGGACUCUUCGUCUGAAGAAUCGACGGAGGAGGAGUCGUCCUCCGAGAAGAUCGAGGCGACCGAGGUUGAGAUCAAUAGCUACGAUGAUGUCGGGGAACAAGCUUUGGGCAUGCCAGGGCGCGUGAUAUCUUUGGUGGUGCAGGCUCUGAUGUUGAUUGGGGUUUGCACCAUCUUCCUGGUUCUCACCGGGAUCAAUGCAGAGCAGCUGGAAGAGAUCUUCGGGCUCAAAUGGCUUGAGAAGCGACCCUUGAUUCUGUUGGCCGCACUCCUUGAGGUGACGCCUAGCGUGCUGAUGGCCACAGUGAAGGAGACGUUUUGCUUGACGGCGUUUGGUGCCUUUUGCUCUGCCGUGUGCUCGUUGGUCAUCCUCGCAUCUGCCUUCACUCAUGAUACGGCCAUCGACGACUGCCUGGAUGAUGGCCAAGAGAACAGCUGGCCUUUCUUCACAGACUUCAAAGGUUUGUCUUUGUCCUGGAACACGAUCGUGUUCUCCUUCGGUGGGAUCAACGUGCUGCCCACCUUGCUCUCGGACUUUCGGCAGCGUGGGGUCUUGGGUCGUGCAUUGGUGAGCUUCACUUGGCGCAGCUACCUCUUCAUCAUUUUCUUUUAUGUGAGUCAAGACGGAUCCCUGGAAAAAGAGACUGAAGAGCUGCCAAAGCUGUUUGUAAAGGAGGCUUUGGUGGCCAUUUGCGGCUACAAAGCAGGAGGACUCGCCAUGGCAAGCCAAAAGGUCGAUUCCAAUGUCCUCAUUGGAUUGCAUGGCUGCAGCCCAUCACGAGGCGGAGGAUGGGAUUUGAUCGUUCCUCGGAUGCUACAGGUUGCAUAUGCUGCAAUACUGAUGCACGUGCUUCUGGCAUUUCCAGUGCCGUUUCACGCGCUGGCUGAAACCAUUGAAGCUGCGCUUGGUAUCAGAGACCAGUUGGUUGAGUCGAGCCUUUGCGGGCGCGGCCUGUUGUUGCGUGUUCCGCGCUUCCUUGCACUAGGUGCCUUCCUGGCCUACAUCAUCCCGUUCUUUGGCGCCUUACUGAAUCUGGUGGCAGCCUUGGCUGGGCAGGCAUCGGUCUUCAUUUUGCCGGUGCUCUUCAGCUGGGCGGUGCAACGGCAGCAGGGGCACCGCAUCCGAGCCUACGAUUGGCUGCUGGGCGCCGUGGCGGAAAGCGGCCGGGCGACCGGAGAAAAGGCCACGACCCAAACGAUCAGAUUGAGAUCUCCACGGUGA